AUAAAGAGAAUUUCGGCCAUGGGAAGCGAAGGCGAAAUUCAACGAAAACCUAAAUUUCUGUGCCUUCAUGGCUUCCGAACCAGUGGAGAAAUCCUCAAGAAGCAGGUCGGAAAAUGGCCGAGCUCCGUCCUCGAUCUAUUGGAUCUCCAUUUCCCCGACGGCCCCUUCCCUUCCGCAGGAAGAUCCGAAGUCGAAGGAAUUUUCGAUCCUCCCUUUUUCGAGUGGUUUCAAUUCAGUGCGGACAUGACAGAGUAUAUUAAUUUCGACGAGUGUCUCUCGUUCAUCGAGGAUUACAUGCUUAAGAAUGGACCAUUUGAUGGACUCCUCGGUUUCUCACAGGGCGCGGUAUUAUCGGCAGCGCUGCCAGGACUUCAAGAGAAGGGUGUGGCGCUCACGAAAGUCCCAAAGAUUAAAUUCGUCAUCAUCGUCAGCGGUGCGAAGUUCCUAUCGCCAUUGCUGGCCGAGAAAGCUUACUCGCCCUCGUUUACGUGCCCCUCCCUCCAUUUUCUAGGUGAGGAAGACUUCUUGAUGCCAGCUGGACUGGAGCUGCUGGAAUCAUUUGUUGACCCAUUAGUAAUUAAUCAUCCUAAAGGCCACACAGUACCGAGACUUGAUGAAAAAAGUUUGAAGAUUAUGGAGAGUUUCAUAGAGAAGAUUUCAAAGAUGAUCGGCCGAGACUGAAUAAAUUAAAUAGCCUGAAAUUAUUGCAUCUCCGGACAAUAAAAAGAUGCAACCAAGUUUAUGUUUCUUUAUACAUCUAGUGAGAAUUUUAAUCUUCUCUCUACUGCGCCAUUAUUCAGUUAAUUUCUCUAACUAUAUUUGUAAUAUUACAUUUCAGUUUGUA
This is a messenger RNA of Momordica charantia (bitter melon), 844 nucleotides long. Its product is annotated as dihydrofolate reductase. NCBI's taxonomy places the organism in Eukaryota, Viridiplantae, Streptophyta, Magnoliopsida, Cucurbitales, Cucurbitaceae. The record is from RefSeq and is a predicted model, not a curated record.